Messenger RNA from Limulus polyphemus (Atlantic horseshoe crab), 1405 nucleotides. RefSeq names its product BTB/POZ domain-containing protein 6-like. NCBI's taxonomy places the organism in Eukaryota, Metazoa, Arthropoda, Merostomata, Xiphosura, Limulidae. Gene Ontology annotation, molecular function: protein binding. Bases 5 to 1405 code for a protein of 466 amino acids. The record is from RefSeq and is a predicted model, not a curated record. Gene Ontology annotation, biological process: neurogenesis. The transcript has 3 exons. Gene Ontology annotation, cellular component: cytosol.
GCCUAUGGAAGUUCACACUUCAGGAAACGUUGAGGAAAACACAGAAUUUGAGUAUGUAGGCUACGUAAACAAUAGGAAGAUGGAUAAAGGAAGGGUACUAGAAAGAACCUCAAGUCUGCUUCAAACUAAAUCCUUUAGCGACGUCACUUUCAUAGUGGGACCGUCGACGUCAUCUAAAAAAUACGUUGGUCAUAAAGUGCUCCUUGCAAUGGCCAGUCCUGUAUUUGAGGCUAUGUUUUGUGGAGACAUGGCGGACAAAGCUAAAGUCAUCCGUGUUUCUGACGUAGCACCAAUCGGCUUCGAGAACUUGCUCAGGUAUGCCUACACAGACGCCCUAAACCUCCAAUCCGUGGAGGACGCCAUCUUGACAGCGACUGCUGCUAAAAAAUAUCUUCUUCCUCAUCUACUUCGGGAAUGUUUCGCCUACAUUGAACGAAACGUUACACCACAAAGCGUUUGCCAGGUCUUGGAGUUCGCCAAUACGAUGGAAGCCCAUCACUUGGUUUACAAAUGUCUUAACAUUAUCGAUCGACAGACGUACCACGUGAUUACGUCUCCAGGUUUCUCUGAAGUCAGUUUGUCCGUUUUGGAAACCAUUGUGCACAGAAGACACCUCAAUCUGAACAGCGAAUAUCCCCUAUACAAUGCCACAUGCACGUGGGCAAGAGAGGAGUGCAAAAGAAGGUCAGUAGAAGCUGAUGUAGACAACAUUCGCAAUAUAUUGAACUCAAUUCUGCCCUACAUCCGGUUCCUUGCUAUGACGCCAGAAGAAUUCUGUAAAGGUCCAGCCAAGUCGGGACUCCUUUCCAAGGACGAAUGUCUCGGAGUAUUUAUGAACCUCGCCAUUAGUGGAAUAGUAACAGUACCGUUAGGAAUUAAUACAGAAACUUCAAAACGCACGAGUCCUCCAGAGUUCUUUGUUUGUUGUCUUUACAAAGCCUUAUCCUACCACACCCCAGUUCGACCACUGCGAAUCUUUGGCGUAACCUUCAGAGUUACCAACACGGAGGUUUUUGUGGUAGGUUUGGGGCUCCCUGUCCGUCUGGACGUGAGUUGUUACUCCGUCAGGCAGCCUAAGGUCGAGGGUUUACUGCGUUGCACGUAUGGAUUACACGAGGACCGACCUGACAGAGAGGAGGUGACUGUAAACUUUGUCCUGUCCAAAGGCAAGAACGUGAAAAUUAUGUUCGAUAAACCCCUUUUUGUCCAUAAAGGUAUCCAGUACAAAAUUCAGCUGAAGACGUCAGCACCUCUGACGGAAGACGCCGUUGCGCCCAUCAUUCGAGACCGGAAGCUGGAUGUAAGGGUAGAAGGUGUCAACUUUCAAUUGUUGCCUUUCCAGGAGGAACAUUACCCCCGAAAACCAGAGGCCAUGGAGUUUUCAGAGAUCUUCUUCUAUGUCUGA